Molecule: messenger RNA, 4911 nt
Organism: Cygnus atratus (black swan)
Lineage: Eukaryota; Metazoa; Chordata; Aves; Anseriformes; Anatidae
Gene: LRRIQ1
Product: leucine rich repeats and IQ motif containing 1
Molecular function (GO): protein binding
Source: RefSeq, a predicted model, not a curated record
GCGGGGAACGGGUGCGCAGAGGGGCGGACUACAGCUCCCAGCAUGUAGAGGGGUGGCUCCCCCGCCCUCCUGCGGAGCAGCGGCGGCAGCGAGCAGGUGCUCCUCCGCGGUGCCCUCUGGGAGUUGUAGCUUCGGGGCGGCUGAGGCGUGCUCAGCGGGUCCCAUCCCCGGCGACCGACGGGGAUGCUCGGUGCCUGUGAAGGAGCGGGCGUGAGCUGCUUCCCCUGCCCGAACUUAGUGCUAGAAGUUGAUAUUUUCUUUGUGGAGCUUUGAAAGCAGAUACAUGCUAUGGAAAGCAGAAUGUCAGAAGACACUGAAAGAAUUGAAAAAGAAAUAGAAAUUGAAUUAGGCAGAAUCAGUGUUUCUUCCUUUGAAGCAGAUGAUCCUAACACAGAGGUACCAGAGGAAGCUUUGAGUGACACUGAGACAAUUUCAGAUGACUUGCCAGAAUUGAUUGUCUCCUACUUAGACUUCAUAAAAAACAGAAAUCAAGAUGCUGAAAAGGUUAUACUGCAAGACUUAGAAGAUGAUGAAACUACAGGUAACAAUUAUGAAGUAGUUCCUCGCCGUGCUUCAGAUCACUUGUCAGAAUUGGCUUCUGAAUAUAACGAAGAUCUCGAAAAAAAUGAAAAAAGGGUACUAUUUGAAAUUGAAAAUGAAGAUUUGCAGAUUGCUACAACACCUAGGUAUAGCAGUCAGUCCACCAAUGAAGAAGUGGUCACUGAUGACCAUUUUGUUGCAGCUGAUGUUGAACUGAGCAUAAGCCUUACUUAUCCUGAAAUAGAAGAAAAAUGUAGACAAGAAUUUGAGCAGUGGGAGAAAAGACAAACUGAGCUUGAAGAUGAGAAGGGGAAAAAGUGGAAAGCUGAGAGGGAAGCACAGGAAAAAGAGAAUGAAGAAGAACAUGCCAGAAGGGUGCAGCGUCUGGAGGAAUUUGAGGCUGAAAGAAUGGAGUUAGAGCUUCUGCACAAGAAACAACAAACUGUGAUGGAAGAUGAGUUACAGAAGGAAAAGAAAGCUUGGAGAGACAAAAUGAUGCAACAUGAGGAAUUGAUCAUGAAGCUACAGUUGCAAAUGGAAGAGGAGAAAAAGGCCUCUGAAGAGCAUAAAGAAAAAGAAAGAAAAAGCCUGGCAGAACAAAGGAAUACAGCGGCUGUGAAAAUCCAGGCUAGAUUCAGAACACUUUUAGUCCGUAAAAAAUAUGUUCCUAUCUUAAAAGAAUGGAAAGAUAAAAUACAAAAGGCAAAGAAAGCACAAGAAGAAAAUGAGAGAGAAAUUAAGGUAAAAGAGGAAAAAAUGAAAAGGCGAAUGGAAGAAAGGAGUCAAAAAAAAGAAGAGGAAAAAAGGAGGCAAGGAGAACUAGAAAGAGAGAAAUAUUUGGAACAAGUAAGGAGGCGUGAGGAAUAUGAGAAAAAGAAAGCAAGCCUGAGACUUGAAAGAGAAAAACAGCUGCAAAUAAGAAGAGAAGAACAGAGAAGAUCAAGAGAAAAAAUAGCAAAAGCUAUGAUGACUGAAACUGGAGAAGACAACAAAGAAAGCAUAAAAGAGGAACAGACAGAAAAUAGGCAAGUAAUAAUAAAAGAGAAAAAGGAACUAAAAAAGCAAAUAGAGGAACAAAAAGUAAAACCUUCUGAAUUGAUGGAUGAAACAAAUAAUUGGAUGAUUCCUACAGAAGGAAAAUUGACACCAACAAAUAUGCUAAGCUCUGAGAAGAAGGAAGACUCUUCUCAAGUAAAUAAUGAAAACAUAUAUAUGAAUUCAGUAAUAUGCAUGGAAGAAAAUUACUCACAAACUAGAGAACUUAAUAAAGCUUCAGGUGCGAAUACUUCGAAGCAUGAAUCUGUUGAUUUUGGAGCUACUGAUGUGGUAGAAAAUACAGCAAAUGAUAUACGCAGCAGUCCAUCAAAUAUCCAGUCAAAUGCUGGUAAUAGAGAAGUCAAAGAUAAAUUUUAUCAGUCUGGAACAACAAAGAAAUCUGUGUUUCUAGUGGAAGAUGCUAAUAAGGAAGUCAGGGAGAACUGGGACACAAUUCAAGUGGCCACUGAUCAUUCCAAUAAACUAAUUCUGCCUGAUGAUAUUGAAAAAAAGAGAAUAAACUGGAUGAACACGUGUAAAUCAUGGUCUAAAAUAUAUGAGGAAAACAAAAGAAAGAAGUCAAAUAUUAAAAAACGACCAAGGAAAACUUCAGUUAGCAAGAUGCCUCCAUUAAGUAUACAAAAGAUAAUGCAUAGUGGCCCUUGGAGUACUCUGCAGCAGGUCACAGAACUAACACUUGAGGAUUUGCCAGCUUGUAGCCUCUCAACAUUGUCUGAGUGUUCAAAUAUUCAAGUUUUAACUCUGAGACGCUGUGGGCUAGUUGCACUGGACGGACUAGGUAGCUGCAAAGACCUGAAGUAUAUCAACGUGGAGGAAAACAGCAUUGAGAUGAUUGACUGUGAAAAUCUAGAAAAUCUCUGUAUUCUGAUUCUGAAUAAGAACCGUAUUUCAUCAGUUUGUGGCUUAGAUGGCUGCAUAAAUCUCCAAAAUCUUGAACUUUCCUACAAUAGAAUCACUCGAAUUGGUGGUUUGGAGUCACUGAAAAACCUUCAGCAAUUAAAUGUGGAUCAUAAUCAAUUAAUUAGCACAAAAGGUCUUUGUGAAGCACCUACUCUCAUACACCUAGACUGCUCUUUUAAUCAUCUCACACAAAUUGAAGGCAUUGAGAGUUGCGGACUACUUCAAAUUCUGAAGUUACAAGGCAAUAACCUACAGGAGCUUCCAAGGCUGGAAAAUCAUGUUCUGCUAAGAGAACUAUAUUUGGAUGACAAUAGCAUUUCUGCUAUGAAAAUACUUUCUUUGUAUUGGUUGCCUCUGUUGCAGAUUGUUUCACUGUCUCAAAAUAGUCUAACUGAGCUUGUGCCUUUAAAUUCAUUUGUGUCUUUGGAAAAGCUGGACAUCAAAAAUAACUGCUUGUCAGACCUUAAAAGUGUCAUUGCAUGGUUAAGUGGCUGCAAUAACCUAAGGGAGUUGUCGCUCAGUGGAAAUCCUCUCCUCCAAGAAAGGAAUUGCAAGCCUUCCCUAUGCAAGGAACUUCCUAGUUUACAAUUUCUUGAUGGUGAAAACUUAAACUAUCAUACUUUACCCACAACUGAAAGAAUCAAAAGAUCAGAAUCAAGAACUUUUCUGGAACUUUGUCAAGUUCAAAUUGAAGAAAAUGUUAUACUGAAAAACAAGGCUGUAGAACUCAGAAUUGCCUCUUCCAUUGAUGCUGCACAGAGAAAAUGCUGGUAUUUUGAUCAGUUGAUGAAACUUAGCAUUGAACAUCGAUGUGCGCAUGAGUAUGGUGAACUAAACAUUACUGACAGAGAUAGACCAGAAGCACUGCAAAAUCAUUUAAAGCAAACAUCCACUGGCUGCCUACAGGAAAAUAACCUCUUUAUCAUGGGUGCGACAGAAAAUAAACAGGUCUUGUUGGAUCCUUCUGAAAGAUGGAUUACUCCUGGCCAUAUUAAGGCCACAUUCAUUAACUCCUCCAUACCUGUGCACCAAAAGGAAAAUAAAGAAGAUCAUAGAGUGAAGCAGAAGAACACUGAAUCUUGUAUUAAUUACAGUGAGGAGAGCAAAGGCAACAAUAACAUGUCAGCCCAGCUCACAUUGCAACAGUCAGUUAUAUCAAGUAAUGUGGGAAGAGAUCUUCAGCAUUUUGGUAAUGAUACAGAAAGGCUGCAUAUGGCAGCAUCAGCGAUCCAGUCCCUUUGGAAGAAGUACCAUGCCAGGAGGAAAACUAACUGCACCAAAACAAGGAAUGAUCAUUUUACAGAGGUUUCAAGAUGGAAGAAUGAAGCUGCCACACUAAUCCAGGCAUCUUGGAAGGGCUUUCUUUUGCGAAGGAAACUGGCCAGUGCUCUUGCAGCUGUUAAAAGUGAUGAAGUGGAGGAUGAAUAUGAAGAAAUAAAUGUGGAUGAUUUCAUGUUUUAUGAAGCUGCAUUAGAAAAGGAAUGGCUAACUCUAGAUUCCACCCGUUUCCCUUCAAAAACACUCCUGUUCUCAAACCAGCUGCACUGGCCAAAGUAUUCUAGGCCCUUAAAUUCCAGUGAACAUUCAAAUAGUUUGCAGUUGUCACCACAAGCACUUUGGCAGUGUGUUGACAGACCACAUUUAUAUUCACCAGAAAAUCUCCACUUUCAUAGAAGUUCAGAGAAGGGAACAGUGUCACAGCUCUUUGACUUGAAAGAAAAAAAGAAAUUUUCAUUCAGGUCUGGAAAAGAAGAAAAAAUUUCAGAAGAAUGGGGUUUUAAAGACAUUUCUACUGCACAGCUAAUGCUGAAGAGGGCUCAUAAAAUGAAGCCCAGAAAGUACAGUAAUAAAAAAGUAGACCCAGCUGUGCGCCUGGCGUUGUUCAAAAACAAUGAAAAUAAACGUCUCCAUGUGAAACCACCAAGGAAGACAUGGCCUGCAAAUGCUGGUUACUUUGAAGGUGAAAAAGAAGAAUUUUCUCAGCUGGAUACUACUUUAGAUGAGAAAUUACAAAGGAGAAAAGACUUUACAUACCAAUGGCUUCAUACACAGCUUUCGGAUUAUGAAACAGCCAGUUCAAAAAAUACUAAGAGCUGUUCUUUUUUUCCUGAGUUGGAUCCUGUGGCCCACAACAGUGGACAAGUACAACUUGUGGCAAGCCCUGUAAGCAGAGAAGACACGGAUUUAGAUCUUGUUUCCAUGGCCAGUGGAAGUGCUUUGACUAAGAGCAGAGAAAAAAAUAAGCAGCCACACAGACACUCAGCAAGAUCUUCAAAAAAGAAUAUAUCUACACCAGAAAAAUCACAUCUGGGUCCAUCCUGUAGAGAACGGAUAUCAUUUCGAGACCAUCCAGUGCAGCUCAGCGGAGGAUGGGGAACAGGAAAAAAGAGGCAAAAGGUUAAAAAUGUUAGUUGA